Molecule: messenger RNA, 3233 nt
Organism: Populus trichocarpa (black cottonwood)
Lineage: Eukaryota; Viridiplantae; Streptophyta; Magnoliopsida; Malpighiales; Salicaceae
Product: mechanosensitive ion channel protein 10
Exons: 5
Coding region: 564-2900 (778 amino acids)
Biological process (GO): transmembrane transport; monoatomic anion transport; detection of mechanical stimulus
Cellular component (GO): plasma membrane
Molecular function (GO): mechanosensitive monoatomic ion channel activity
Source: RefSeq, a predicted model, not a curated record
CAUUAACAGAGUCUAUGUUAAACGUGCGUCUCUCUCCCCCUCUGCGAGACGGUGUGUCGCUUCCCCUAAUCGUCUCGUGUAUCGGUCAACUACUGGUCACUUGCAACUAUUCAUGGCCAUGGCCUUUAUAGCUCUCUGAUUUUCCCAGAUUUUCUAUUCCCAUUCUUCAUAUCAUCAGAACAUACAGACAUAUAUCCACACUAUCAAGCUUAGCUAGGGCUGUUUUUGUGUGUGUUCUAACAACAAAUUCUGCAUCCAAAACAUUUUACAAUUUCAUAAGAAACUAGCAAAGCAGCUCCCGCGAUUCCAAGUUAUCUUCUUUUAUCUUCAACUUUCCUUUUAUCGUAAACCAAACAUACUAGUUGAUUGUCUUGUCUUUUUCUAAUCCCUGCUCGAGUCCAUCCAUUUUCUGAUUUCUGGUGGGGAUUUGACAGAAAAUCUACAACUUUCUCGGGAGAUUUUUUCUCCAAUUUCCCCAGGGAAGUGGAAAACACAGUCUUUCCUCGUGAUCAAAUUCAUGUCAGAAGAAAUCAGGGUUUUAUCAGAGAGAGAGACAGAGUAAAAUGGAAGCUGGCAAAGGAGUGAUAGACAAGAAAGGAACAAAUGACGUGGUGAUUCACAUUUCAACCACGAAUCAAGAUGCUACUACUAAAGCAUACUCCUUUUCAAAGAAUUCCCAGUUGGGUUCUUCUCCAAAAGACUCAUCAUCAAAUCUUGAGCUAACAGAGUUCGAGAAUCUGUCGGUGAGAGUUCAAACAUCUCCUUCUUCAGAGAUACCAAAGCCAAGCCCAGCUCCGAGUCCAACACCACACAAGCCUCCAAAAAUCCCAACAACAGACUCCAUAACAAGAAGAAAAUCACUUGCAAGGUCUGAAUUUUCGAAGCCAAAAUCAAGACUGGUAGAGCCAUCCUAUCCAUAUGAUGCAAUCUUAAAGGAAGAGAUGAAGACCGGCCAGUCGGGGAAUUCAAGCUCACCGCGUAAUGUUGCUUCACCAAAUGACACACAUGGUGUUACUACACCAAGGGAUAACUUGAGGUCAGCUCCAAUCACCCCAAAAACACCCUUAAUUGGAACGCCAGGACUAGACGAUGAUGAUGAUGAGGUCUAUAGGACGGCAAUUCUUAAUUUGGGCAAAAUUAGGGGUAAGAAAUGGAAAGUAUUACCCUUGAUUGAGUUAGUUGCAUUUGUGUGCAUUAUGGGACUGUUAAUUGCCAGCUUGACUGUUGACGGAUUGCUGAAUUCAAAGAUUUGGAGUUUGAAGUUAUGGAAAUGGUGUGUGCUCGUAUUAGUUAUUUUCAGUGGUAGAUUGUUUACCGAGUGGUUUAUGAAUGUUUUGGUUUUCUUGAUUGAAAGGAACUUCUUGCUUAAGAAGAAGGUGCUUUAUUUUGUAUAUGGGUUGAAAAAGAGUGUUCAGGCUUUUAUUUGGUUAGGCUUGGUACUGCUAGCUUGGGGUUUGUUGUUUGAAAGUGGAGUUAAACGAUCCAGGCGAACUACCAAGAUUCUGAAUAAAAUUACAAGAGCCCUUGCUGGUUGUCUCAUCGGGGCUGCUAUAUGGCUGGCGAAAACCUUUUCACUUAAGUUGCUAGCUUCUUCUUUUCAUGUUACUAGAUUCUUUGAUAGAAUUCAGGAAUCAAUAUUUCAUCAGUAUGUUCUCAUAACUCUUUCUGGGCCUCCCGUGAUGGAGAUGGCUGAAAGCAUUGCGAGCACUAAGACGCUGCCGGGCCAGUUGAGUUUUACGAAUACUAACAAACGGAAUGAAGAGAAAAAAGAAGAGGUGAUUGAUGUUGAUAAGCUUAAGAAAAUGAAACAUGGGAAGAUCUCUGCUUGGACCAUGAAGGGAUUGAUUAAUGUGAUUAGUGGUUCUGGCUUAUCCACUCUCUCCAACAACCUUGACCAGAGUGAUGAGGAGGAUGCUGAGAAGAAGGAUGAAGAGAUUACUAGUGAGUGGGAAGCAAGGGCUGCGGCUUAUAAGAUUUUCAGGAAUGUGGCAAAGCCUCAUAGCAAGUACAUUGAAGAAGAUGACCUCUUGCGGUUCAUGAAAAAGGAAGAGGUGGACAACGUAAUUCCACUCUUUGAAGGAGCAACAGAAACUCGAAAGAUCAAGAGAUCAGCUUUAAAAAAUUGGCUGGUGAAUGUUUAUAAUGAGCGCAAAUCAUUGGCACACUCCUUGAAUGACACAAAAACAGCCAUUGAGGAGCUGAACAAAUUGGCUUCUGCUGCUGUGCUUGUUGUGAUCGUUGCUGUGUGGUUGCUUGUGAUGGGAUAUUUAACAACCAAAGUGCUUGUCUUCAUUUCAUCUCAAUUAUUACUCGUGGUUUUCAUUUUUGGUAACAGUGCCAAGACCGUGUUCGAAGCUAUCAUAUUUGUGUUCGUCAUGCACCCAUUUGAUGUCGGUGAUCGUUGUGUCAUUGAUGGAGUGCAGAUGGUUGUUGAAGAGAUGAACAUUUUGACCACUGUCUUUUUAAGAUACGACAAUGAGAAAAUAUUCUAUCCAAAUACAGUUCUUGCUACCAAACCUAUCAGCAACUUUUACAGGAGCCCAGAAAUGAGUGAUUCUGUGGAAUUCGCUGUUGAUAUAUCCACUUCAAUUGAGACUAUUGGAGCUCUGAAAGCUAGGAUAAAAACGUACUUGGAGAGCAAGCCACAGCACUGGCGGCCUGGUCACAGUGUUCAAGUUAAAGAGAUUGAGAAUGUGAAUAAGAUGAGAAUGGCCCUCUAUGCUAAUCACACUAUAAACUUCCAGAACAGUGGAGAUAGGGGAAACAGAAGAUCUGAUCUAGUGUUAGAGUUGAAGAAAUGUUUCGAAGAUCUUGGUAUUAAGUACCAUCUUCUGCCUCAACAAGUUCACCUCAGCUAUGUCGGGACAGCAGCUUCAGUAGCUCCAACGCUUGCAAGAUGAUGGUCCCUCUUCUUUGUCCCAAAUUUCUUCACCUUAUUUUCUUUCUCUGCUUCACUUCUCGUGCCUGAAAUCUGAAUUUCAGUCGACUUGGUGGUGGCUGGUGUCUUUGAAGCUGGGAUUUUCUUUGCCAUAUUUGGGGGUUCAAAAAAUAAUAGCAUUUGCCAUGUGUUUUCUAGUUGUCGAGACUCGGAGAGAAAUGUGAUUUUUGCACUUCUUCUCUUCUAUUUGUCGCUCGAGGCUGUGAUUUUUAAUAUUCUCUUUCAUAUUUUUGUUUUCUUCUCCAUUUCAGCAUCUUGUUUCCCAUCAUCAUUCUGAUUAUUCUCUUUUUGUCUA